AUGUCCAUUACAAUGUUUCAUGAAAAUAUUUCUAAGAACCAUCCAACAUAUCAGCCUGAGAAGGGUAGAUAUUGGCUCUAUUUAUCUGCUGGCUGUCCUUUUGCUCAACGUAUCUGGAUUACUAGAGCAUUGAAAAACUUAACGAACGUUAUUGGUGUCAGUGUGGUCCAUUGGAAAUUGGAUGAACAGAAAGGUUGGAAACUGUUAGAUGAUAGAGGUACUGAUUUAGGGGACAACGCUUAUACGAUUGAUGGUGGUAUUUUGUGCUCCAAAGAUGAUACCUCCUCUCCUUUGGGUGAUAUUGAUGUCUCCAGCAGUAGAUUAUUUAGGGAUGGCACUUUUGACCCUCAUUAUGGUGUCACACAAAUUAAAGAGCUUUAUGAUAUGACAAACAAAGCCUACAAGGGAGAAUACAUGUGGCCUAUUUUGUGGGAUUUGAAAACCAAAACUAUUGUUAACAACGAUUGGGAUCAAAUUCCGGAAAUUUUAAAUACAGCAUUUAAUGAUUUUGACGAAACGAAGGAUACUAUUGAUAUAAUUCCUGACCAGCUAUCAUCGGAAAUAAAAGAUUACAACAGUUGGUUAUUUACCCACAUUAAUGAUGCCGUUUAUAAUGUCGGCUUAGCAGAAAAGCAAACAGUUUACGAAGGAAAUUUAGUCAACUUCUUCGAAGAUAUGGAUAAAAUUGAAAGAAGGUUAAAGGGUGUUCACGACGAAUUGGUAAAGGAUUAUGGUGCUUCAAAUGAGGAUAAAAUUCUUAAAAAGUUUUUCUUGUUUGGUAACCAAAUCACUGAAAGCGACAUUAGAUUAUUUGUUACUAUGAUUCGGUUUGACUCUAUCUACGCUGUUCAUUUUAAACUAAACUACAGACUGGUCAGAGACGACUACUAUUAUAUUCAUUUAUGGAUGAGAAACUUGUACUGGAAUUAUCCUGCCUUCAGAAAUACCACCAAUUUUAAUCAUAUUAAACUUCUCUACACUCAUGCUAUGAGGAACCUCAACCCUAACGGUAUUGUCCCACUGGGCCCUGAAUACGAUAUUUUGAAGUUGUAG
Messenger RNA from Naumovozyma castellii, 1053 nucleotides. RefSeq lists its product as uncharacterized. The coding region runs from base 1 to 1053 and encodes 350 amino acids. The transcript has a single exon. The record is from RefSeq and is a predicted model, not a curated record. Lineage: Eukaryota; Fungi; Ascomycota; Saccharomycetes; Saccharomycetales; Saccharomycetaceae.